ACAGAUGGGGUCACGUGGAUUCGCCUUCAGCGGGAGGAAGCAAGGCAGAGAGCAGACGGCUUCUGAUUCUGGGGCUAGUCAGGAAAACAAGGAGGACUCCACCAUGGACCUCAGGUUGGAGAGCCAGGCCUCCCAAGCCCAACCUGCAGCCCCCUCCCCACUGACUUCCUACCGCUGGCUCACAGGGUCUGGCAGGGAGAAGGGGGCCAGGGGAUUCCACUGGAGACGCUUUUCAAGCUGGGGGAGGGCUCUAAGCCACCAAGAGCCCAUAAUCAGCAGCCAGCAGGCUCCUCGCUCGCUGUUCCGCCGCGUCCUGUCUGAGCCCCACAAAGAGUGCCGAACAAGCCGCCUCCGACUCUCCAAGUCCCUCUGGGGAAGGCAUAAGAGCCCACCACUGGAGACAGAGCCAGAGCCACAGGCUUCAGAGCCAGAGCCACGGUCCCCUGCCCCACAGAUCCCUGAGGCGCCUAGCCCUGAUGUGCCUGUCUGGAACAUUGGGGCCUUCACCCUGCUUGAUGGGAAGUUGGUGUUACUUGGGGGUGAGGAGGAGGGUCCUCACCGGUCCAGGAUGGGAAGCGCUAGCUCUGAGGGCAGCAUACAAGUGGCCAUGGGGAAUCUCAGGGAUCCAGACAGGAUCUCCGGAAAGAAUGAACCAGAGACUGCUGGCCCCUACCAAGUCCACAACAUUCGGGGGUUGCUCAAGCGACUGAAAGAGAAGAAAAAGGCCAAGCUGGAGCCAGGAUCCAAUGCCCACAGGGAUGGAUCCCCCAGUAUUCUGGGCUCUCGCGAAUCGCUGACCACACUCUCUGAGCUGGACCUGGGAGCUGAGCGGGAUGUUCGGAUCUGGCCACUGCAUCCCAGCCUCCUAGAGGAGCCCCACUGCUUCCAGGUAACAUGGGACGGUGGGAGCCGCUGCUUCUCUUGUCGUUCUGCUGCUGAGAAAGACCGCUGGAUCGAGGACCUUCGUCGACACUUUCAUUCCAGCCAGGACAACGCGGAGCGGGAAGAGACCUGGCUGAGCGUGUGGGUGCAUGAGGUGAAGGGGCUGCCCCGGGCAGCUGCGGGGGCGCCCGGCGUGCGCGCGGAACUGUGGCUGGACGGCGCUCUCCUGGCGCGCACCGCGCCGCGGACUGGCCGGGGCCAGCUCUUCUGGGCCGAGCGCUUCCACUUUGAGGCGCUGCCACCCGCACGUCACCUGUCGCUGCGGCUGCACGGAGCGGGCCCGGGGGGAGCAUUGCUGGGCCGCGUGGCACUGGAGCUAGAAGAACUGGGCGUCCCCCGCGCACCAGCAGCGGGCCUCGAACGAUGGUUCCCGCUGCUCGGGGCACCAGCUGGCGCAGCGCUGCGGGCGCGCAUCCGAGCGCGGCGCCUGCGCGUACUGCCCUCCGAGCGCUACAAGGAGCUGGCGGAGUUCAUAACCUUCCACUACGCUCGCCUCUGCGGGGCGCUAGAGCCCUCCUUGUCGGCGCAGGCAAAGGAGGAACUGGCGGCUGCUAUGGUGCGCGUGCUGCAGGCCACUGGUCGGGCGCAGGCACUGGUGACAGACCUGGGCACUGCGGAACUUGCACGCUGUGGAGGCCGUGAGGCGCUGCUGUUCCGGGAAAACACAUUGGCCACCAAAGCCAUAGAUGAGUAUAUGAAGUUGGUCGCACAAGACUACCUCCAAGAGACCCUAGGGCAGGUUGUGCGGCGUCUCUGUGCCUCCACUGAGGACUGUGAGGUAGAUCCCAGCAAAUGUCCAGCCCCAGAGCUGCCCCAUCACCAGGCCAGACUGCGAAACAGCUGUGAGGAGGUCUUCGAGAACAUCAUCCACUCCAAUGACUGGUUCCCGGCAGAGCUGGGCACUGUGUUCUCAAGCUGGAGAGAAGCAUGCAAAGCACACGGCUCUGAGGCAUUGGGCCCCCGUCUGGUGUGUGCCUCCCUCUUCCUGCGACUCCUGUGUCCUGCCAUACUGGCGCCUAGCCUCUUUGGACUGGCACCAGAGCACCCAGCACCCAGCCCAGCCCGCACCCUCACACUGAUCGCCAAGGUCAUCCAGAACCUUGCCAACCGUGCCCCGUUUGGUGAGAAGGAGGCAUACAUGGGCUUCAUGAAUGCCUUUCUGGAGGACCAUGGACCUGCCAUGCAACGCUUCCUGGACCAAGUAGCCAUGGUGGAUGUAGAUGCAGCACCCAGUGGUUACCAGGGCAGCACUGACCUGGCCCUCCAGCUGGCGGUCCUGCAUGCCCAGCUCUGUACCAUCUUUGCUGAGCUUGACCAGGCCACCCGGGAUAGCCUGGAACCACUGCCAACCAUCCUACAAGCCAUUGAGGAGGGACAGCCUGUGCCCGUGUCUGUGCCAAUGUGCCUUCCACCACCCCCAGCCCAAGUCCACUCCAGCUUCUCUGCUAGGGAGAAGCCUCACUUCCUGCUCCCCCGGGACCUGUCCAAGCACACUCCCCUCAUCUCCAAGAGUCAGUCCCUGCGCAGCGUUCAGGACACUGGGAGUUGGACCAGGCACCGGCCAGAAGAGGAGCCCGGGAAACUGCCCAGGCGGGUGCAGCGCACACAGAGCGUCCCGGCUGGCCACCCCUCUCGCCGCUGCCCGCCUGUAGGACCCUGUCCGCAACCCAAAAGCUCCCUACACACAGGUCCCGCGGCCCAUGGCAGACCAUGGACCAGGGCUACGUCUUCACUGCCUCGGAAGCCCUCCGUGCCCUGGCAGCGCCAGCUGGACCAACCACGAGACACAGACCGGACGUUGGGCUCGCACAGACCGGUUGGCAAGCUGGCAGAGUUGCAGUGCCAGGUGGUCGCCCUGCGUGAGGAACAGAAGACGCUGUCCGGCAUUUUGGAGUCGCUUAGCACCCACAUCCAGACCUUGAUGGAACAGCAGGAGCAUCUUCGAAGCCACCUGCAGGACUUGGACUCCAGGCUCCGUGAAGGGACCUCGCAGUUGUAUGCAGAAUGCGACCCUCCAAGCAAUGACGGCCACAGGCUGAAUACUCUGGAGAGCCGCCUGGUUGAGAUGGAGAAUGCUCAGACCCAGCUGAAGGAUAUUGUCCAGAGCCUGCAGUCUCAUCUAAGGACCCCGGAGUCAUCCUGGACCCAGCCCCUACCCCUCAAAUCACCCUGCCUCAACGGAGACACCACAUGAGCUGCCCACUCCUCCCCCACGUGGUCUGGGUGCAAUGAAAUAGCCUUUGUGGGGGGGGGGCACAUUUGACUCUGUCCUCAGUCCUCAAGUGGCCUCAAUGGAGAGUAGAGUUCUUGGUGCCAGAUAGUUUGGCAGUUUGAGGCUGCCCAGUAAAAUCUUGG
Talpa occidentalis (Iberian mole) is the source of this 3297-nucleotide messenger RNA. RefSeq names its product RAS protein activator like 3 (gene RASAL3). The transcript is spliced from 18 exons. NCBI's taxonomy places the organism in Eukaryota, Metazoa, Chordata, Mammalia, Eulipotyphla, Talpidae. Gene Ontology annotation, biological process: regulation of GTPase activity. Bases 5 to 3136 code for a protein of 1043 amino acids. The record is from RefSeq and is a predicted model, not a curated record.